UAGGGUACCUAUGGGCAGCGAUGAAGACGCCGCGCGGCUCAAGGCGGCGAUGGAAUCGUCGGGCGCGGAGCUCAUCUGCGAUCCUCCCCAGGUGCGCGGGAUCCGCGUCGCCGGCUGGCGCAUUCGAUCCACCAAGCGCGCCAUUCUCAACGCCGAGCAGAUCGAGAGGUGGGAGGCGAAGCUGGGCACCCGGCAUUUGCCCGAGAUGGUGUUUGGAGGCAACGAGCUGGAGCUAGUGCACGAAGCGAGCGGGAUCGCGAUUUCUUUCAAUGCUUUCGAUGCUCUUGCGGGGUGGAAGAGGGAGAAUCUGCCGCCAGUGGAGGUUCCAGCCGCGGCAAAAUGGAAAAUGCGAUGCAAUCCAAACGAGCAGCUGAUCAUGGACUACGACUAUACGUUCACGACGCCUUACUGUGGAAGCGAGCGCCUUGUUCUUGAGCAAGAACAAGCUGAUAAGGAGUCAAGUUUGGCGACUUUGGAGUGGAAAAGUUGUGACACUCGAAUCGAUCUUAUCCGGCUACAAGUGAAGGAUCCGAUCUUGUUUUACGACGAGGUGAUUCUAUACGAGGACGAGCUUUCAGACAAUGGUAUCUCGUUUCUCUCCGUGAAAGUGAGAGUAAUGCCGAAUUGCUGGUUUUUGCUACUUCGAUUCUGGCUCCGUGUGGAUGGAGUUUUGAUGAGACUUCGCGACACACGCAUGUACUCCGGCUUCCAAAGCGACCCUCGAGAAUUCCCGGUUAUAAUCCGCGAGCGAUCUCAAAGGGAAGAAACCUUUCGCGCACUCUUACUGAAAGGCCAGUUAGAACCAUCGCUGUAUCAAGACCCCAACAUUGUGGGAGAUCGAUUGCCAAUUCGCGACCACCACCAUGAGAAACUUCACAAGCGACCACGAUUUUCCGCCAUAGAAUUAAACGGCCAGGAUGAGAGGGGGACAGAGAAGCCCUAGUAGCGCGCCAGAGGAGCGAGAGAGAAGGAGAGCGAUAGCGCGGGGUCCGAUCGACCGGAUCGGGGGAGAAUUCGCAGGUGUUCUUCCGGAUUAUCAGGUUUUGGCAGUGAAAUGAGGCCUGGAGGAGGCGGAGGAUCUCCCUUCAAGGUAGUUCUUCUUGGAGACGGUAGAGUCGGGAAGACGUCUCUCGUCCUGCGGCUUCCUACUUGACCAAGCGCUUGAGCGUCGAUGGCGCUGUAGCAACGCUAUCGAUCUGGGACACAGCAGGCCAGGAACGCUUUCAUGCGCUUGGU
Messenger RNA from Selaginella moellendorffii, 1236 nucleotides. Its product is annotated as ras-related protein Rab-21. The transcript has 12 exons. Gene Ontology annotation, molecular function: GTP binding; GTPase activity. Gene Ontology annotation, biological process: Rab protein signal transduction; TOR signaling. Gene Ontology annotation, cellular component: cytosol. Bases 11 to 943 code for a protein of 310 amino acids. Lineage: Eukaryota; Viridiplantae; Streptophyta; Lycopodiopsida; Selaginellales; Selaginellaceae. The record is from RefSeq and is a predicted model, not a curated record.